Molecule: messenger RNA, 8580 nt
Organism: Dromaius novaehollandiae (emu)
Lineage: Eukaryota; Metazoa; Chordata; Aves; Casuariiformes; Dromaiidae
Gene: ARHGAP42
Product: Rho GTPase activating protein 42
Exons: 24
Coding region: 311-2935 (874 amino acids)
Biological process (GO): signal transduction
Cellular component (GO): cytoplasm
Molecular function (GO): protein binding; GTPase activator activity
Source: RefSeq, a predicted model, not a curated record
CUUCCCCGACGGGAGGGCGCGCGGGGCUGGGAGGCGGCUCCGCGCGGCCGGCUGGCGCCGAGGGGAAGGCAGGGCGGCGAGGGGAAGGCAGGGCGGGCGGGAGGAAGAGCGAGAGCUGCCGGAAGCGGCGGAGCGGCGCUGGCGCUGGGGAGCCCGCGGAGCCCCCGGCAAGCAUGUAGUUGGGUGACAGCGGCCGCAGCGCGCCGCCGCCAACGGUUGCCGGCGCGGAGGGGCCGGGUGCCGCCGGCCGGAGCAGGCGGGCGGGAGCCACUCUCGCGCCCCACUUGGCCCUCGGCUCCGCGGCGCUGCCAUGGGGCUGCCCACGCUGGAGUUCAGCGACUCCUACUUAGACAGCCCGGACUUCAGGGAGCGCCUGAAGUGCCACGAGAUCGAGCUGGAGAGGACGAACAAGUUCAUCAAGGAGCUGAUCAAGGACGGCAGCCUGCUCAUCGGCGCCCUGCGCAAUUUAUCCAUGGCAGUGCAAAAAUUCUCACAGUCUUUACAAGAUUUCCAGUUUGAGUGCAUCGGAGAUGCUGAAACUGAUGAUGAGAUUAACAUUGCUCAGUCACUGAAAGAGUUUGCCCGGCUCCUGAUUGCUGUUGAAGAGGAGAGGAGGCGACUGAUCCAGAACGCUAAUGACGUGCUAAUAGCACCACUGGAGAAGUUUCGUAAAGAGCAAAUAGGAGCCGCAAAAGAUGGGAAGAAGAAGUUUGACAAGGAGAGUGAGAAAUAUUAUUCCAUCCUAGAGAAGCACUUAAAUUUAUCAGCAAAGAAAAAAGAAUCUCAUUUGCAAGAUGCAGAUACACAGAUUGACAGAGAACAUCAAAACUUUUAUGAAGCAUCGUUAGAAUAUGUUUUUAAAAUUCAAGAAGUACAGGAGAAAAAGAAAUUUGAAUUUGUUGAACCCCUUUUGGCCUUUCUUCAAGGAUUAUUUACAUUUUACCAUGAAGGAUAUGAACUGGCUCAGGAGUUUGCACCAUACAAGCAGCAGCUGCAGUUCAAUUUACAGAAUACCCGGAAUAACUUUGAAAGCACUAGGCAAGAAGUGGAGAGACUCAUGCAAAGAAUGAAAGCGGCCAACCAGGAUUACAGACCACCCAGUCAGUGGACAAUGGAAGGCUAUCUCUAUGUGCAGGAAAAACGACCACUUGGAUUUACAUGGGUAAAACAUUACUGCACUUAUGAAAAAGGAACAAAAACGUUUACAAUGUGUAUAACUGAAACAAAAUCUGGUGGAAAAGUGAAUGGCCUUGUCACCAGCCCACCAGAGAUAUUCAAACUAAAAUCUUGCAUCAGGAGAAAGACAGAUUCAAUUGACAAACGUUUUUGUUUCGAUAUUGAAGUGUUUGAGAGACCUGGAAUCAUCACACUACAAGCUUUUUCAGAAUCCAACCGAAAACUUUGGCUUGAAGCUAUGGACGGAAAGGAACCAAUUUACACACUGCCAGCCAUUAUUAGCAAGAAGGAAGAAAUGUUCUUAAAUGAAGCAGGUUUUAACUUUGUGAGGAAAUGUAUUCAUGCUGUAGAAACAAGAGGUAUUACAAUCCUGGGGCUGUACAGAAUAGGUGGUGUAAACUCCAAAGUGCAAAAGCUGAUGAAUACCAUAUUUUCCCCUAAAUCUCCUCCUGAUAUGGAUAUUGAUAUGGAGCUUUGGGACAAUAAAACAAUAACAAGUGGACUAAAAAACUACCUCAGGUGUCUUUCAGAGCCACUGAUGACUUUCAAGCUGCACAAAGAUUUUAUUGUUGCUGUUAAAUCAGAUGAUCAGAAUUACAGAGUUGAGGCAGUGCAUGCACUUGUGCAUAAAUUACCGGAGAAGAACAGGGAGAUGCUGGACAUCCUUAUCAAGCACUUGGUCAAGGUAUCAUUACACAGUCAGCAAAAUCUUAUGACUGUAUCCAACCUUGGUGUUAUCUUUGGACCAACUCUGAUGAGAGCCCAAGAAGAAACCGUGGCUGCUAUGAUGAACAUUAAGUUUCAGAAUAUCGUCGUUGAAAUUCUGAUAGAGCAUUAUGAAAAGAUAUUUCACAGUGCACCAGACCCCAAUAUUCCUCUUCCCCAACCUCAGUCCCGUUCAGGUUCAAGAAGAACAAGAGCAAUUUGUCUCUCCACAGGUUCACGUAAACCUAAAGGAAGGUACACACCAUGUCUAGCAGAUCCUGAUAGUGAUUCCUACAGCAGUAGCCCAGACAGCACUCCCAUGGGCAGCAUCGAGUCUCUCUCUUCUCACUCCUCAGAACAGAACAGCACCAGCAAGUGUGCACCCUCGCAGCCCAGGGAGAAAUCGGGAGGGAUCCCAUGGAUUGCUUCUCCCCCCUCUUCUAAUGGCCAGAAGAGUUCAGGCCUCUGGACUACGAGUCCAGAGUCCUCAUCCAAGGAGGAUGCAACAAAAACAGAUGUGGAGUCCGACUGCCAAAGUAUCACUUCUGUCACUGGGCCAGAGAGUGCCUCUCCACCAACAGAUCUCACCAAAAAGAGUUCUUAUAGUCUGUCUGGGCUGAAAAGAUCUUCAGCUUCUUCCCUCAGAUCAAUUCCGUCAGCUGAAGGUAACAAAAGCUGCAGUGGAUCUAUACAGAGCUUAUCUUCAGUAGAAACCAAAGAUACACCAAAGGCUUCACCAAAUCCCGAUUUGCCACCAAAAAUGUGCAGGAGAUUAAGGUUAGAUACUGCGUCAAGUAAUGGCUAUCAAAGACCAGGAUCUGUAGUGGCUGCAAGAGCACAGUUGUUUGAAAGCGCUGGUUCACUUAAACAAGUUUCUUCAGGACGGCAAGCAAAAGCCAUGUAUUCCUGUAAGGCUGAGCACAGUCAUGAGCUGUCUUUCCCACAGGGGGCAAUAUUUUCCAAUGUGUAUCCAUCAGUGGAACCAGGCUGGUUAAAAGCAACUUACGAAGGGAAAACAGGACUAGUCCCUGAGAAUUAUGUUGUCUUCCUCUAGUAACUUGUAGUGGACAGCAAUAUCUUCAUGGUAUCCAUGGUAACAAAUAAUAAGCACUAUGAUUUUUAUCUGACACAGAUAUGCGAUCAGCCCGUUAGCUGAGAGUGGUAGAUUUCCUUCAGAUCCUGCAGCCGCUCCCUGUCACCAGAACAGAAUGUGAUGAAACAGUUAACAGUUACUGUACUGAAGACGGUACUCUGUUUAAAUAACUUCUAUUGUUUGUAAAAGGUUGUUCUGUUCUUCUUUUAUGGGUAAGGAACACUAGAGCAAUAAAAUCAAAAAAAGUUACCAUUUAGCUGCAGACCUGCAGGUCCUAGGAUGUUGCUCACAGAAGUGUGAAAUUUAGAGGCAAUGCACUCUACAAUGUUUCUUGCAAUCUGUAGUUUGUUUGGUUUUUUUUUUUUUUUUGUAAUGUAAGUAAUGUUUCUAUUGUGAUCUGAAUUCUCCCUUGGAAAACUUGAUUCUGAGAUCAGUCCUAAUCAUUUCAAAUAAGAAAUGAGUUUUCCAUAAAUCAGAAGUUUGAACUUUUGUUAGUCAGUCACAGUAUGUUACAGAAUUUAUGUAAUUGAUAACAAAAUCAGAUUAUACUCUGAGUGAGCAGUAAGUGCUCAUCCCAAAUGUAAUGUUUAAUGAAUGUAUCAUUCACUACUUCUUAGAUUUAUUUCUUCCUUUCUAUAGCAUUACAAAUAAUAAUAAUAACUUAAUAUUUCUAUGUUACCAGUCAUCCUGAAGAUGUUCUCAGUGUAUCUCAGAACAAUAGCUAUAGAAAACAACGACAUACUGAAUCUGAAUGACUGGUAGUUACAUGAAGUGAGCAAUGAGAAACAACGCAAUAUGUUUAGAAACCCAAGAUAAAAUGUAACUGCGUCCCUUUCAAGUUUUUCCAUUGCAAAUAAGACAAAUGGCCUGCAAAGUAGUUAAUUUUGUAAACUAUGAAUGCUGAAAGCUCCAUCUAGCAAUGAAAGUAUUUAGCAUUAUUUUUCCUAACUUCCACUGAACUAUUUGGCAAAGAUUUCUCCCUUCCCGCAGAAAAAAACUCUACUUGGUAAAGGUUUUAUAAAGAACCAUUGAUUGUUCCUGGUAGGACUAAAAAAACCGUUUAGUAUUAAAUUUUGCAUAUAUUUUCCUUUUAAAAAUUACUAUAGAAAGGCUGCAAUAAAAAGCAAGCACAUCACCAUGCUUUUAUUACAGAAUAAAGACCAUAAAAAGGGAACAAAGAACACAAGUUAGACAAUAUAGACAUAAAAUAAUUGAAACAGACACUCUGCUAAAAGAAAUACCUGAAAAUCCAGUCCCGAAGCUCUUCUUGAUAAAACUUUGAAGUACAUCUAACAUCUCCGGUCACUAAAAUUACCAACUUAGCAGAAUCUGUUCUUGGAGUGCCAGCUGAAUGCUUCAUGACUUAAAACCCUGAUCUGGAGUCAGUGGAAUUAGAUGUUCGUUCAGAACUACACACAAGCAUAAGCAGCUUUCUAAAUUUGAGCCUUUCUUGCACAGUUUGAGAAGGAAGAGUGCAGUCCUUGCUUGAUUAGUUACCAUGCCCUAUUGAAAGACAAGAUAUUUAAGUACCAUAUUAACAAGUUAAUAAUUCUUCAGUGUUAGUAUUAGAGGAAGAUUUCACUGUUCCAUAGACCUAACUAAUCUUAGUUCUUUCUUCAAUAACAGUAAUAAAUGUGUAAGACUUCUCUUGAUUUCUAAGAUGUAUGCUGCCUCCAGAAAAUUUAAGGAAGAACUUCUUUUAGGGCUAGAAAUAUCAUUAAUCUACUGAUCGCUUCUUUUUUUUUUUCAUAACCUUUUCCUUGUUUAAAUUAGAUGAUAGAUUUAUUGCCAAUAUACAGAAGCAUAUCAGGACCUCCUUUACAUGCAUAUAGUCCAUCACUUAGGCUGAUCAACUCUGUGUUGGAAUUCAGGCUGGUGGCAAAAGCCUGAAAAGUCCUUCUGUUUGAUAGUUAAAGCAUCAGGCAGUGUUCAGGAAAGGGGGGAGACUGGCAGAGUAGCCCCCCGAGAUGGGCUUGCUUUUCACAGAGGGAGUCUUUGGCUUUAAUUGGGCUAGUCUGGAUGGGGUAGAUUGCAGGCAGUUGACAACAGACCCCUUGAAUUAGUGACUGACUCAUCUGGGUAAUUUCUUCAUUCUAGAGAGAGUUUCAUUAGGUCCCAAAUCAGAUUUUCCUUCCCCAUAAGACAAGACUGUGUUCAGCACCUUGUGAUGAAGGAUUGUUCUGGACUUCGUCAUGGGCAGUGGAGAGACAGACCCAUGUGUGAUGCCCAUAAUGUUCCUAGAGCAGGAGAGAGAGGAGGUGAACAGAAGGACCUUUCUCACCAGGUCGAGCAUUUCUUACUUUUAAGGAAAGCCAACACCUUUGUAUAACCUGUGCCUGAAAAUUCCAUUGUCCUGAGAUCAUCAACAUGAUUUUAGUUGUGUUUUUUUGCUGUAUUGGAAGGCACAAUCCAAAAAUUGCAGAGUGUCAAAGGGCUUUCCUCUGCUGACCUGCCCAGGAGAAGGGCUCUGCAGGUGAACAGGAGUGGGAGGAAGGCAGAGGGCAGAGCUACGACCAGAGGCUAGAGGCCCGGCAACAGCAUCUCGCCCAUGCAGAGAAAUGCAGUGGUCUGGAAAAAAAACUUUUCCUAUCUAUUGCACCAGGGUCAGGCCUAAACUGACCUUUAUUGAACUUCUCUUUCAUGACCUUUUAUGCCUUUUAGGAGGAAUUUAAUUGUUGUGAAAUUCCUGAGGAAGACUGAAAUAGAAAAUGCUUGCUUUUAUUUGAUUUUCUUUAGCCUGAUUUCCCCCAGUUUUUUUUUUAAAGGUGAUUUAGAUGAUGUCACAAUCUGUGUGUAUUUCUGGGUAUUCUCCAUUAGUAUGUUUUGAAACCAACUGAUCCAAUUGCAAGCUAGAGGACUCAAAGAUACUAAGCUUAUACAAAUUUUAUAAAAUUGUUGAGUUCAAUUACAGAUUGAGUAGGUAGAGCCUGUAAGUGCUGAGGGAAUGGUUGCAGAAAGACCUGAAAGAAUCCCUGUGGAAGAGAGGUAUUAUGUCUAUUCCCAUACAUUCAUAUCCUGUUAGAUAUCAGAAAAUUCAACUGUGCAAGACAACUUCAUAAGAAACUGGAUUUCAUUUGUUCUGCUGCUCACAAAACAAAUUAUCUUUUAUUCUUUAGAACUAUUAACCUUUUCAGGCCCUUCUUCUGAACCAGCCAUGUUGAUCAUACAUUGAAACUUAGCUGUAAAAUGACUUUUCCAUCUGAAAACAUUAUGCCCAUUCUUAAUUGCAGUUAACCACUCACUUUUAAUGGAGAGUUAGUGGUUUUUUUUUUUUUUUUUUUUAAUAUGCUGCUGUUAUUCUGUGUUCCUUUCUUCUGUGGUACAUAACAAGCACUUUCUGUGUAAUUUCACUGCUGGGUUGAAUGCCCCAGCUCUUCCCUGACUUUUUAUGAGGGCAUUUAUCUCUACAAGAAGCUGUAAAAUGAACUGGAAAGUUGUUUAAAGUAACUGGGUGUCUGCAAACUGGAACAGAGGAGAGAGCAGCACCAACACUUGCCUAAUGAUGAUACUCUCAGGCCUGACCAAAAAUCUCUUCUGAUAAUUGUAGAUCAUCAGAAAUACACGUAACAUUUAAAUGAAGAUAAAAUAUUUGGAUAGUGCCUUAUCAGAGAAUUAGGUGAUCCAAACCAGUUUAGUUCAGAGUAUUUAUUUAGUUGUUAAGUAAAGUCAGAUUCACUUCACAAGCAAAGGUUGUGCUAAAUUUUUUAAUUAUCCUUACUACUAAAUUAUCCUUACUAAAAAAAUGCAGCAGUUUUAUCAAAAUAACACUGUAGAAGUUGCAGUAGAUGACACAUUGAGAUGGCUGUUUGUCUUGAGAAAAAAAUGUCUGUACCCACAACUUACGUGAGUAACCAUGUCUUUUUCUUUGUUAAACUUUUUGGUACAUGUUGCAGCAAAACAUGAGUCAAACUAAUAGUAUGAAGGACUGAUAUAUUGUAUGAUAAAUAUGUAAAAUAUAGUAAUAUUUUAUAUCACUUUUUAUUAAUACUGAUUAAGAUGAAAAAUUAUUUUUGGUGUAAUUUCUUUGAGUUCAGUAUUAAAAUGUUCAUGCCAUAUUUUGGCAUUUAGAGUACUAUGUAACAAAACUCCUAAAUUAAACCAUAGCUAUCACUUAUGUCCCUAACUAAUCUAUAAAGUUCAUUGUUAGAUUAUUUCUGGAAAAAUGACGCACAGAAUUGCUGACCAGCACUAAUCUAUGAUAGUAGUAGUAACUUAUUGUCUGCUUAUAUAUUUUCUGGUGAUAAUCUCUAUUCUUUGGCUGUAAUUGGAUUCAUUUUAAUAUGCCUUGAGGAAAGAAAUCUUAGGAAGAGAGCUGCAAAAUUCAGCAGCUGAGAACAAUAAUUACAACAAAAGAGCAUUAUAAUAUGGGAGGAAUUUGAUUUCUUUGUUAUGUUUGUGCAUUGGCCUAUUUUCUACUUAAUAAGAUUGCAUCAGAAUAAAUAAUGAAUCCAAAAAGCACAUUGUUCUUCAUACUGCAUUUCCUAAUGCCACAGUUUGUGCAACUCUGGAAUGAGUGGCAAGAAGAAAGUGUCCCCUAACGGUGCGUAUCCUACAGAUUGAGGUGGAUCUUCUCCAUUGAUGGAAAGUCUCAGAGCGCUAGAGAAGUCAAAGAGAGACAUUUGGCAAUUUAUAGUGGGAGUGUGCUGGCCAGAAGCUCCCCUAUGGGUAAAUGGAAUAUUCUGUCUAUGGGAAAACACGUGGUAUGGCUUGGCAUUGUGUUUUCUUCAGCCAAGUGCCCAGUGUGGAUCACUCCAUUAAACAGAGAUCAAGCUAUAGACAAAUUUCAGUGUUACUCUUUGUGGUCAUGCAGCCCUGAGCACUGCUGCUUCCACCGCCCCUUCGGCUACCAUUCAUGCAAAAGCUAGACUGUUGAUCAGGCUGUAUGAGAAGAGGUUGGGAGGUCUCUUUUUUGCAUAGGAUUUUGUAUGGGCUUUGGGAGUUUGCUUUGUUUUAUUUUAAUAAGGUGCUUGGUAUCCAAACAGAUAAUAAUACAAUGUUGCAUUUCAGUCACCAAAGAUAAUAGCAUUGUUUAUAUUGUCCUGUAUGUGGCAGUAUUUAAUAAGCCAUUGGAUUAUCCUUGUUAUUUUAAAUACAGACAAUGGUGCUUCAACUCUUGGAUGUCUCCGUUGAAAGCUAUUCUGCAACAGUUUUUUUGGAAGUGUAUCAGGAAUUGUUGUUAGUGUUCUGGCACUGGCAGUAAAGAUUUCAGAAUAAUCUCAGCACUGCAAGAGUUUCUACUAUAGCAAAGGGCAAAGCAAUUGAACAUAUGGGUAGUUCCAAUUUACAAUCUUAUUUAUGACAAUUUUGGAGGUAUUAGAGUCUAUAGGGGUUACUUUAGAUACUAUAGAGUAUUUUAAUAGGAAAGUAUAUUCAAUCAAUAACAAAAAUAUAUAUAUUUAAUAAAGUACUACUAAAUUAUCUUAUUGAACUCUUUGUUUAUUUUGUAGUGUGGUUUCAAUAAUUAUCUGCACUCUGUAUAUAUCUACAUGUAAAUAACUGGCAUGAUAUGCAUAAGCUGACUUGCAGAUGUAUUUCUAUGUUUUACUUUACACUGUAUUUCAGAAAUUUGAAAAAUGUUUUUAAAAUAAAAAGCCUUUCUACACAAA